CCGCCAUCUUGCGUACGGAGGUGCGGCUUGUUUCCCCGAUCCUGAGGGCUGGGCACUUUAGUGUCCCCAGAUCUCCGCUUAGGUGCUGUGUCUUCGCUUUCCUUUCACCUUAUCAAAGAUGCCUUAUGGUGAAAUUGAAGCUAAAUUCUUGGGACCUAGUGAAGAAGUAACAGGUGAACCACACUAUAAAAAAUUGAAGUCAACUGCAGAGGCUUAUGUUUUCCCCCAUCAUAGUAGUGCUGAUUUUCACAGAAUCCAAGCAAAAACUGGAAAUGAUUGGGUCCCUGUGACCAUCAUUGAUGUCAGAGGACAUAGUUCUUCUCAGGAGGACAAAACCAAAACUACAGCUUUGCUGAGACCUUUGCAUGAUGAGAUGCCUGGUAAUAGACCAGAUAAUGUUGCAUCCAUUGAUUCACGAAUUUUACAGCAUGCAAGUCCUCCGUCACUAUCCACGGAAGAUGAGAUAUAUAGCACAAGCAAAGCAUUUAUAGGACCCAUUUACAAACCCCCUGAGAAAAAGAAAUGUAAACAAAGGAGGAAUGAGACAGACAUUCUCAGUGAUAUAAAUGACAAAGGAGGACAAGAGAAACAGAAGUUUAACUCUAAAAAAUCAGAGAUUGACAAUGAAUUAUUCCAGUUUUACAAAGAAAUUGAAGAGCUUGAAAAUGAAAAAGAUGAUUUGGAAAGCAGUUGUAAGGAACCCGAACCUCCUCAGGAACAAUUUAUUCCAUGUUAUCAGGGCCAUAAUAAUGAUCUCUUAAAAUCUGAUGAAGAAAAGAAAGAUCUUAGUAAUGCUUUUCAGUCACAUUGUGGUUAUCAACAGAACUUGGACAAUGAGCCAGGCAAAUAUACCUGUAAUGGACAAGUAAUACCUACAUUUUGUGACUUUUCGUUUACUUCCUUCAGGCCUGAAUGGCAGUCAAUGCAUCCCUUUAUAGUACCCCGUGGUCCUCCUAUUCCUAGUUUGAACUAUCAUUUAAAUAUUCAAAGAUUCAAUGCUCCACAGAAUCCACCAUCAAAUAUUUUUCAAGCCCAAGAUGACUCUCAGAUGCAAAAUGGAUAUUAUGUAAAUAGUUGUAAUGUUAACUGGAAUUGUUUGACUUUUGAUCAGAAGAAUGAAUAUACUGACUGUAGUGAGACUAGCAGUAGUAUUCAUCCCUCUAGACAUGGCUACAAUAUGCACGAUGGAUAUUUGAAUAAUGGUUUCUGUGAAAUCAGAGAAAGAUACUGGAAAGAUCUUUCUGUGGACAAACAUAAUAAUGGAGCAGAAAGGCUUGUGAACCAGCAGUUUCAAGAGGAAAAGUUAAAUAAAUUGCAGAAGUUACUUAUUCUUUUAAGAGGUCUGCCUGGUUCUGGGAAAACAACAUUGUCUCGAAUUCUGCUUGGUCAGAGUCGUGAUGGCAUUGUGUUCAGCACUGAUGACUAUUUUCGCCAUCAAGAUGGGUACAGGUAUAAUGUUAAUCAACUUGGUGAUGCCCAUGACUGGAACCAGAACAGAGCAAAACAAGCUAUUGAUCAGGGGAGAUCUCCGGUUAUAAUAGACAACACUAAUACACAAGCUUGGGAAAUGAAACCAUACGUGGAAAUGGCCAUAGGAAAAGGAUACAGAGUAGAGUUUCAUGAACCUGAAACUUGGUGGAAAUUUGAUCCUGAAGAAUUAGAAAAGAGGAAUAAACAUGGUGUGUCUCGAAAGAAGAUUGCUCAGAUGUUGGAUCGUUAUGAAUAUCAAAUGUCCAUCUCUAUUGUAAUGAAUUCAGUGGAACCAUCACACAAAAGCACGCAAAGACCUCCUCCUCCACAGGGGAGACAGAGAGAAAGAGUUUUAAAGACAACUUGGCAUAGGCUCAGCAAAACCAAACAGAAGAGAAACAGAAAAAGAAACAAAAAGAAGAACAGUCAGAAUAAAAUUAUGGAGGAAAACUCACUUGAAGUCUUAAGUGGUCUUACACCAGGUGAUCAGGACUCAUCUCAAAGUGAAGAGGAAGACUUUGAAGAGAUCAAAAGAGAAUCAGAGUGUCCCUUCACUGGUGGUCCACAAAAUGAAGUAGGAGAUUUUGUGAAUAGCUAUAAAGAAAAAAGAUGGAAAAACAUAGAUCCUGAAGACAGUUUUCCAAAUGUCAUGUCUAUAGUUGAGUUGGACAACACCCCAAAGAAUGACCUCCCCAAGGAAGGUGAUGACCAGUUUCUAAGUCUGUCUCUGAUGACAAAUGAAAGCUCCGUCGUUACUUGCUCACCGUUGACUCACAAGCUUCCCUAUGAGACAAGUGAUGACUGCCCUGGCAUGAAGGUAGCAAAGCACAUUGGCAGUAGGCAGAGCGUAGCCUUAGACAUCCAGGACCUAUUUGCUGAAACCCCAUUCUCAUAUAUGAAGAAGAGAGAGAUGGUAGAUCAAAGUCUCCCAAAUGAACCAACUCUGUGCCAUCAACACGGAUCCAGAACUUCAGAUAAAGUUUUAAGAGAGGAACGAGGAGUACCUGCAACGAAAAACAGUGAUUGGGCUUUUUUCACAAUGAGGUUAUCUGAUGGAGAAUUACAGCAGGAUUCUGAUAGACAGCCCUACUUUGGUAGCUGGCCUGAGGGACCUCAUAGGUUUAUAUGUGAACAGAGACCGAAGAAAGAUAGAUCACAUAAGCUGGCCUGUCCUGACGGCAGGGGGCCACUGAUUAAAUUGAUCUCCACUUCUGAAGGUGCAUCAGCACCAGGAAUCAGUUCAGAAAUAUCGAUGGAGGAGAAGCUACUGAUAGAAAAUGAAGAUUUCCCACCUCCACCUGAAACUACAGAGCCAUUCAUAGAAACAGAAACAAGUAUCUUCAAGAGAUGCUUACCUCAACGGGAUAUACCAGAGAAUGCCUUAGAAUCAAGAAAGAAUAAGAAAAGGAGACAGAAAAGGAUUUUCAAUUGGGCAUCAAACUUUAACUUACAGAGUCAUAUUAAUGCAGAAAAAGAAAGUGAGAAACAUGGUGUGUUAAUACAAAACCAUGGACUAAAAAUUAUUUGGGGAGAUGAAAAAGAUAGAAUUUCAGAAAUAAACUAUGAAGAGGAGACUAAGCAAGAACUUAGGAUCUUUGAUCAUCAUCCAUCGUGGUUUUACCUUCAUAUUAUGGAAGUUCCCCCUCUGUUUAUUGGUGGACAGUUUUAUUCUCAUUGCCUGUCACUUAACAGAUUAAGGCACUCUGCCUAUUUUUACAAAAAUGCUAUUCCUUCUCUUGUGCUACGCUAUGUAUCUAACUUUUGGAAGAUGUCUUUUACAAACAAGAAACUGUUUUUGACUUUCAAAUCUCAGACAAGAGUAGGCAAUAAACUAAACGAUGUAGGGUUUAUUUCUUCAGAAAUUUUAAGUAGCCAAUCUGACACUUUGUGCUCUUUGAGGGCCACUUCUGAUCUUCACUUUUUAAAUGAAAGGUUUGAUGAAAAGCUGAAGAUCUGGGAGGAACCUAAGUACUUACAGGGCUUACCGACUGAGGAUAGCCACGACUUAACAAGCGCUGACUUCGGUUCCCUUGGGCUACCAUUAUCACAAGGGUUUGCCUUUCAGCUAGUAAAGCUUUUUGGAUCUCCAGGAGUUUCAAUGGAGUCCUUGUUGCCCGAUGACUACAUGGUUCCCCUCGACCGGCGGACACUGAAGAUGAUCUAUUUGCAAUGGAAGACAUCAGUGGAGAAAAGACAGAAGAAGAUUGGUUAAAAAAUGAAAAUUCCUUGAACUGUAAGUACAGCUUAUUCCAGAGAUGUCUAUAUGAUCAGAAGGAAGUGAAUGUUGACAUUAUUUGGUUGUAAUUCUCAUAUGAACCAUGAUUGAAGAGUAAAAUAUUAAAAAAUGCAGUUUGUUACCAUAGCAACCCUGUCUGCUAUUGCACAUGUGAUGUUUUUAUUUCCUUUAAGUGUAGAUCUUUUUGUGAAAUACAACAAAGCUUAGAUUGUUGCUUUCAGAUUUAUUUUCCCACUUUAUUGGUUAGAACAUAUUUUAGAGCAUUCUGUCAACACACAAUUUUUGAGAGAUUUCUCCCCUUAGAUUGGUAUAUGAUGAGGGCUGGGAAUUAGGAGUGUAGGUUAUAUUUAAAUAUUAAAAGAUUCUCUAGGAAAUGAGGUAGAACAUAUAGAGAAACUCAUGUUAUAUUUUAAACUUGACAUCAAGCUGACAUUAAAAUAAACACAUUGCACUUUAAAAAAAAAGCCUAAAUUAUAAAAUAAACACAGCUGCUGCAAUUUUAGUAUUACGUGUAUCUGCAUUUGGUAAGAAUUGGAUGCACUGUGCAUUUACCAUAUAUUUUCUCUCUUGUUUUAACUCUUAUUUCUAAGAGUAUUGUUUCAAUUUCUUCACUAGAAAUACAUAUAUACCCAAUAGGAAUAUUUUUUGCUUGUUUCAAACUUACUCUGUUGCAAGAAGAGGAAGAAGAAUUAAAGAUUUAGAGAAGAGUUUAGAGAUUUAGAGGGACCGCUAGAAAUUGUGGGAUAAAUAUGGUACGGGACGAGAUAAGAGGUGAUGAAAAAUUCCAGAGAAAGUCAGUGAAGACGGUCAUUCAUUUAUUCAACAAAUACAUGUUGAGUUGCCCCAUGUUCUCCACACUGAGGAUAUAGCUGUGAAAACAUUCCUGCCCUCAUGGAAUUUCUGUCUGAGGGAUUACAAUGAGUGUCACAGGAUGUUGGGUAAGGACUUGGCUGAAAGAGUCUCUAGGCUCUCCCUCCCCCAAACUGGGGGAAUGAAGGAAAUGAAGUCCCUGUGAGCAGCCCCAAUGUGAUGAGACACCAGUACAAGCAGUAUGCGACAAGCAUGGGUAUAUUUAGCUGUGGCCAAUUCCAGGAGUCUUUUCUAUCUGCUAAAUUUGGAUGUUUUGUGUCAAGGACACUGUCGGGACUAUAAUUUUGAUAUUUAUGUUGAUGUUUCACAUGUACACUGAACUUGAUCUCUCUGUGAAACUGAUCUCACAAAGCAUUCUGCCCCGAAUUAUUAAUUUCUUCUUGUUAGAGAAUUUUAUGAGUGCUGUAGCUAUGUGCAGAUUUUUUUAACAAUUAUAAUUAGAAAAAGCCUCGCUGUAUGGUGUUGUGCUCAGUGUAGUGACCAGUGGGUAUUAAGGGGUCAAUAGAAAUCUGGAAAGAGGGAAAUAGCAAGAGAGUCUGGUUGGCUCUGGGAGCCACAAGGCCCUGACUAUUUCGAAAUACUCUCCCUGCUGAGUUGCUGGGUGUUGGAUUUGGCGACUUCCUUUGUGCAAGUGGGGUGGAGUGCUAGAAAGAGAACGGUUUCCCAUCCUUAAACUACUACUGACCAUCUGUGUGACCUUAAAUAAAUGGACCAGAUCACCACAGUUUCUUCACCUGUAAAAAAUGUAAUACCAUCCUGUCAUGGCAAUAUUAAAUGAGGAUUACAUAAAAUAACUUGUGCAAGGUACUUCAAAAAUAUUUGAAAAAUUUGAAAAAUACUAGACCCUUAAUAAGGGUUAAUUUCCUUCCUCUAAAUACCUCUCUGGGUUAAAGCAUGGCCUUUGAAAUACUCUGUGGCAAAAUAGAAAUUGUGUUCUAUAGGAGAGGUACAUAUUGACCUAGUAAACAUUUUAAUACAUUUAUAUGAAUCAAUGCAUUUAGUAAUUUUUUUGUAGUGUAAAUAGCUGGAUCCUCAGGGAAUGGGAUAUAGAUGGAGUUUCAAUUUGGGGACAGGAAGUUGGGAAUGUCAGAAGAAUAGGCAAUUGGAUGAGGCAGGACCAGGCAGGUUGUAGGCUGGGGAGAUGUGGAGUCCUAAGUGGGUGUGGCACAGCCGGAGACGCAAAGGCCGGGAACCUGAAAACAAACUCUGUUUGUGUCACCUUUUUGUUGGACUUGUCUGGGCUUGUGUUUAUUUGUAGCAGAGUUCUCCUGCCUUCCCGCGCUGCUGAAGAUCCUGAUCGCCCAGGAAAAUCAGAGUGCUCGGUGCUGACCCAAAGGGUUCAUUCUUUCCAGAGAUAUACCCACUGGAUACCAAAUUCGUUUGGAUAAUCUAUCCAGCCAUUCUUGCUAAAUUAUCUGAAUAAUAAAAAACUCAACGAAAGAG
Messenger RNA from Microcebus murinus (gray mouse lemur), 6019 nucleotides. The record is from RefSeq and is a predicted model, not a curated record. NCBI's taxonomy places the organism in Eukaryota, Metazoa, Chordata, Mammalia, Primates, Cheirogaleidae.